AUGGAAGGCCAAAAGCACGACUGGAGUAGUGCCCAUGCUCAGUUGUGGACUUCUUUCAAAAAGUCACAAAAAGGGAAUAAUUUAGGUGAAUCAAAUACCAAUGUUAGUAUGGAUACAGUGACACCCGUGAGCUCUGUCUUUGAGCAAAGCCCUACGAUUGGGCGUGAUUUAACUUCUUCUAUUCUAGAUGAGGUUAAAAAGAGAACUCGUCUUGAUGAACCGGUGCUUUCGAACAAGCUGGAGGAUCAAAUUAUUGGGCUUGUCGAAGAUGUCAGAACGGAUGCUUCCGUUCGUGAGUUAUUAUCCGCCAUUAUUCAUUUGAAGAAUCGUGUAGAAAAAGCCAAUAAUGAGGCUGUUUAUAGACAGGAUUCACUUCUGCAAGUGGCUGACGAGACACUUUUUCAUUUGAAUGGUCAGAAAAAUGCUGCCAUUGCACCUGAAGAAAUGGUUACUGAAGGUACCGGGGCUCUUGGUGUUAUAGAGAGUCGUUUUUUUGCCGUACUUAUACAAGUCGAAAAAUGUAAAAAAGCGAUAAUGGCACUUGCGGAGAAAAACGGUUUGAACAAAACUGUUUCUGGCAACAGUUCAAUGAGAGAAGUUCUGGAAUUCUUAACUUCCUCUAAAAUGCCUGUAUCAGAAGGUGCUGAAUUUGAUAACGAAGAGAACACGAUGCUUCACCAGGUAAUGGAUAUACUUGGAUUUCCAUCGGGAACCAGCUUGGAUCAAGCUCCUGAUUUGGCAUUAAAGGUUAUGAAGGAGUUGGAGUUCCUUAGAGAAGAGAAUCACACAAAUUCUCUUCUUAUUCUUCAGUAUGAAAGGACGGUGAUGGCCAAGUUUGCCUCAUGUGGUGUCGUUUCCCCUCCCACAGUAGAGGAAGAAAGAGCAGCUUUGCUUUCUGAGAGUGAAGUAUUGUACCCGCAUUCUGACAACCAAUGGAUUAAGGAUCAUUUGAGAAGUUUGGUUUCGGUUAUGACAGAAGUGAAUAAAAAUUACCAAUUAGACGUGGUUCCCAAUUGGCUUCUGGGGGGACCCCAAGAAGCAUCAGCGGAAGCGUUUUUGAAUUACAUGCGUACUUCUAUAGGGGGCGCCAGAGAGUUGUUAAUCCUUUUGGCAAGCGAUCUAAUGAAGGCGAAACACUCCCUUCUUGAAUUGCCACAAAAUGAGAAGACGUUGAAUAUGAUGAUGAGAAUUGUUAGUUGUUUACCGGAAGGCGAUCAAAUUAAAAUUAGAGAAAUGACAGGUGAUUUGGACAGCUUGGCUGAUUAUGUGGAGGAUGCGGUGAAGUCACUUGUCAUGGCCUCAAGUGUCCAGGAAAAUAUGUAUUCACAGGUGAAAACAUUGAUUUCCCAGAUUGCAUAUUUAAAGGAUGUUGCGGAUGGAGGGGGCCACAACGCCCUUGAUCAAGCUACCUUAUCGUCAAUUGUGGGCGCAGCAGAGGAUUUGAGGGUGUGGGUAAUGGAGAGAUAUGGGGUUGAUCGAAGACCAGAAGAUGCCAUUAUUCAAGAAAGCCUACACGAGCUUGCACAACUACUACCGACAGGUCUAGCUCCUAGUUGUACUGUGGGUGAAGUUCGAAUUGAUCCUCCCGUGAACAAUAUUCUGGAUAUGGUACGCCUAUUGAAAAGCCGAAUUGAGCGGUGGAUUCAGGAACAACAAAAGCAGCAGCUUUCUGGGGCACGCAGUCGUUUGGGAAAGGCUCGAGUGGAAGAGAUUGUAAGAGAGCGUAGUAAAAAGCUUGUUAAGAUUACCAAAGAGAUACUGUUGAGUUCAGGAAAUUCAAGUGAAACGGAAGAUAUACUUGGCGCACUCUCAGCUGAAUUGAUGGACGGCCCCACGACUGCUGUUAAUGGUGGUAAUGACGGAAAUAAUAAUAAUAAUAGUAAUAAUAAUACAGGAGGUGAAAUAGCUUCUGUUGCCACCGUUUUCGAUGAUCUUGAGGAGAGGUUGAAACUUGUUAAGGUUCGUCACCAUCGACUAUUUCAGUCUUAUGCGGCCGAUAAAGUUCGCCUUGAGAAUUUGAUUCAGUCUAGUAACGUCCAUAAUAAACGUUUCUCGCGUAUUUGUACUUCCGUAGGGGCUAUUUGCCGCACGGUGGGUCUUGAGCAAAUUGGCAGUCGACUUGAACGGGACUCCAAGGCAGAAACGGUGUCAUCUUCGUCUCAACUUGUACUCCGUCCAGAGCAGAGAAGGGAAAACGUCGUCCAACCUGUCAAUGACGCUGAAAUCAUUGAGGCGUUAAGGCUCAUAGAAGAGCGCCUGGUAAAGAACGAGGCAAUUGUGGAUAGCGCACAACAAAAAUCCGAGUUGCUCCGUUUGAAGGAAGAGGAAAAACAUUGGCAGGAGGAAACGGGCACAUUUCGUCAGGCAAUGGAAAUGAUUCUGGUGCGGUUAGCGGAGGCGGGAAGGCGCAUUAAGUGUACCCUUUUCAUGCUUGGGACCGAUGAAUCUGCUGAGGAUGAGGUGGUGGAAAGCGUUAUUCGUCAGCAACAGCGAAGCUUAGAAGAGGAAGGAGUGGAGAACAAAUACGACAGCGCAGGACAACAACGGCAGCAUGAGGUUAGUGAGGAGUCACUGGCAGUGUUGCUGCAGAAAUUUGGUCGCUGGGCAACGCGAUUACAGGAGGCAACGGAGGAUCACUUGUACACACAACAAAAGUUGAAUAAGUAUUUUGCCGAUGUACAUCGUCUUUUCUGCCCAACCGGGGACGCCGCGGUUGCACAAAAAAAUACUACAGAUGAGAAUCUUAUAGAUAUUGAUACCACGCUGAUGCAUUUUGCCGAUGGUAUUUUGCCAGUAAUUGAUCGGGCCCUCGCUGAUGCAAAAGCCUUUUCAAACAACAACGAUGCCGGCGGAAAAGGAGCAGGAUGCGAGGAUGGGGUACGCUCCAAGGCAAUUUCUAUAUUGUUGCAAGAUGCCCCUCAAAAUCGUGUGUCGCAUAUGGACCACCGGUUGGUUCGUCUAUACGAGUUUGUGGGGAAACUACGUACAAUCGUGGAUGGGCUGUUGAGUGUGCGAUAUUUAUCGAUUCCAUUGUCAAGCCGUCGACGCGGUGGUAAUGCAGCGGAUGAGUUGAUAUUUGAAGACGCAUGGGGUGAUAGCUACGUUGAGUUGGAUGUCGGCAAAAUGAAAUGCGCUACCACAACCGAUAAAGGGGACACUGAUGCACUCAAUAUGAGUGACGAUAUGCUUUUCCGCACGGUGGAGUCCAACAUCCGAAGUGUCCACCAGGCACUCAGCAAGUUCAGCACAAACUACAAACUUGCGGUAAUAUUGGUGCAGAAGGAUACAGAUAUGAUGCAGCAGUUUAUCGCAUCUAUGCUGGAGCCGUAUGUGGAACUUGACUUGGAACGUGUCUUUAGGCAAGACCCUGUGGUGUUGAAGGAAAUGUUUGCGCUGCUUAACGAGCGUACGGCACGACAGCGUGGCUGCUACUUCUUUAAUCGUGUUGGGGGUGAAGGACCUUGUUUAUGGGCGACUGCUUUGGAACAGUUGAGUCUGGGUUUUCUCGGGAUUAUCGAGAAGUUGCGAAAGCGUACACAGGUGGCAAUGGAAUUACGGGAUAUCGUUGAUGACGCUGUGGAUCUUUGCGCCAUGUAUGUUAAUUGGGUGGAAUUGAACGGGGAGGCCGUCCUAUCGUUGUGUCCUCUGCCCCAGGAAGUAGUAGAGGCAUGCGUGCGUGAAGACAAUGAUGCGGACGUGGAAGGCCAUCUGGAGCAAUUAAAGCAACAACGAGGUGAAAAGAAGGUACCAAAGCCACCGUUGCCGCCAAACCAUCCUCGGUCGAAGGUUUCGCACUUUAUUGAGGAUACAAUUAUUCUUAGGGUUAUUGCCCACAUGUUUCAAGUCGCCCAGGCUGCCAGCAAGAAUAAAGAAGGGCAAGGCGACAUUGAUAGCGGGAAAAUGGCUGGUGGAAAUAGUGACGGUAUUGACGCCACGGAUGAAAAAACACAAGAAAAGCAACAACGAAAACAAAAUCAACAAGAAGAAGACAUCCAACAGUUAGAGGAACAAUUGCAGUUGUUGCGGGAAUCGGCGGCGGUGGCAGAGCAACGCGCCAAUUCGGCUCUUGAUUCUUUCAAACGCAUGGAGCAGGAAAGAGACAGAGCGCUCUCUGAGGCCGCCGUUUCGCGGGCGGAAUUACGACGCUGGAGGCGAUUUUACGGUAUCGCCGAGGAUAAAGUGCCACCCCUUUCGCAGCAACACCAGCACCAUCAUCAGGUUAUUUAUCCCGCAGCCCUCACAGGGACAGCUUCAUCCGUGGACACACCGGAGCAAAAUGCGCCAUCCUCGUCGCCGGAAAUGGGUUCCAACUCUUCACUUCCAGGCUACCCCGCAAAAGACGUUCUUUCACAACUGGCAUAUUCCAUGAAGGAGCUCACAGAAGAGCUGCGUGGGGCUUUUCAGCGGGGUGCCGUCCUGUCCCACCAGGGCACUGCGGGAACAAACAGUGCGACAGUAGAAACACAUCCCGAUGGAUUAUCUAGAGCGGCGGGGAAUUCGCGUGAACGGAUGACGGCAAGGAAGCAAUCACAACGAAACACCGCCUCGCGUAGCUCGGGACUUGUGCGAUCACCGAAGGAAGGUAUGGAAGUUGCUUCACGGAGUAGGAGUAUGUCCCCGCUAUCUGCAACUUCAUCGCUAUUGCCGUCAAGUAAACGCGACAGUCGAUCGCCCCCGGGCAAUAACACCUGCUCACAUAAAAUGCAAAAUAAGCGGCAACAACGAGAUGUACGGCAGGGACCUCUCUUGGCUCCAUGCGCAUCUGUUGUUGUGACACCGAAGAAGCCAACGUACUUGUCUUUGGCGCGUGCCCAUUCAAACACGACAUUGGGUGCCGCACGCGCGCCUUCAGCGCCUCGUUACCAACCGAAUCUUCACCGUAGUGAGUACUUCAAUGAGUGUGAUGCUUGCUGCCGGCACCACCGUUCUGGUCUCUCCACGAAGAUUGGUGUAGAUGCAGUCCCGUUGGCCUCGUCUCGUUCACGCUCGCCUAAUCUUCAACUUGCGGCCUCUGCUUCACGCGGGUCACAUGUAGCAGGACCAUCAAAGUGGCAUUUAAAGCAGGAUGAGGAGAAAGUUACCGCUCGUCAAUACCAGCACGACCGUUCAUCCUCUGCGCGACGAUCCGCUCGUCUGUCAAGAUCAUCUACAGGAAAAAUUUCACUACAUAAUGCAGCGAAAGAUACCAUGGGGACUUCCUCUGCGGUGCGGGAACAUCCUGCUGCUGCUUCUGCUAGCUCCUCGCUCGCCGCCACCGCUCAUGGUGAAAAACAUAAUCGUGAUCAUCAUGGAAGAGCAGGUCCAAAGCAACCAUCGCACUUUUCGCUUAGCCCAAGCACUUCUACGGUACUGUCACCAGAGAGUACCUUUUGUCCGACCGAUGCUGGAGCUGAGCAGUAUCAGCAGCAGCACAACCAUUUUCAACAUCAGCAGUGUUCCCAGAAACAACAACAACAACAACAACAACAACAAGAUCAUCAUCAACAUCGAAUGACCUCACAUCCCUUGAAAGAGUUGCAAGGAAUUGGAGGUGCUUCCCUUGGGAAGUCGUUAGAGACGAUAGGGCAACACACUGGUCCCAAGACAUCACCACAUCCUGCUUUGCACAAAGAAACUGUAAGGCGCACAGUAAGUGACAAAGAACAGCAAACACGACAGCUCGACUAUUUAAAUUCUAAGGACCGGAUAAAAGCCCCGCAGAGCGCUAAUUUACGGUCUGACGCGGUGAGGAAACUGGCGGACAUCGUUUCUAGAACAAAAGUGUCUGGCGAUGAGGAGUUAUAG
Trypanosoma cruzi is the source of this 5784-nucleotide messenger RNA. RefSeq lists its product as uncharacterized. The record is from RefSeq and is a predicted model, not a curated record. The transcript has a single exon. Lineage: Eukaryota; Euglenozoa; Kinetoplastea; Trypanosomatida; Trypanosomatidae. Bases 1 to 5784 code for a protein of 1927 amino acids.